AUGGAGAGUGUCUCCGCGAGCCGAGGGAGAGUUCUCUGCAAGGGUGGCUUGAACCCUGUGCAAGUCACUCUUCCAGCAACGCAAACCUGCACAUCCCAAUUGGAGCCAGACGACUGGUCCGAGAGUGGAUCACACCCCACUCGAAUCGCAGAAACGCUGGCAGACUUUAAACGAGCCACCCUGUUGAGCCGAGCGUCUGACUGGCUCGGUCGGCAUGACUCUGGACUCUGUUCCCGUUUAGCUCAGAGGGUGCGUUACCCCGGUUUGCCCGCGAAAUCCCUGAUCCGGGCGGGCAGGAAGCACGGCCAUGGUCAAAUUCCAUGGGAAGACUUGCCCCCGGUCUCGAUGGACCUGCCUCGGUCGGCCAGAGGCAGGACCGUCGAGACCGGGGUUUUGUAG
Penicillium oxalicum is the source of this 399-nucleotide messenger RNA. RefSeq lists its product as uncharacterized. Bases 1 to 399 code for a protein of 132 amino acids. The transcript has a single exon. NCBI's taxonomy places the organism in Eukaryota, Fungi, Ascomycota, Eurotiomycetes, Eurotiales, Aspergillaceae. The record is from RefSeq and is a predicted model, not a curated record.